AUGCCUCGAAGAACAGCGAAUGGUCGACGUCCAGAUGAUUUGGAUGAAUUUUGGUUUGAAAAAAUUGUUGUUACAACAAAGACUGCUGAAGAAAUUCGUGAACAUACCAUUGCAGCAGAUCUUUCCCCUGUUGCUAAAACAUUAGCUAUGCUUGAUUCUCGUUCGGAUAUUCAACGUCUUGCUGGCAUUCGUUCUAUUUCAUCUGUGAUUAUUUCUGAUCGAGACGAAACUUUUAAUCGUAUAUUACCGAAGUUUAAAGCUAUUAUCGAACAAACACUUGAUAAUGGAGAACAUUCAGUAGCAGCAGAAACAAUCGUUUGUAUGAUAGAACAAAAAUUGUUAUCUUACUCGGAAUUUAUGUUAUUAUUUUCACCGAUGAUUUGCAAAUUUGUAUUUCCUACUACAACAAAUCGUUUUUCAACGGAUUUUGGUCAUAUAUGGUGCCAAGCAUUAUGCAAUAUAAUUGACGCUUUCCCAAAUACAACUUCAAUUAAUUCGCUACUUGAUUUAGUUUUCAACCAUAGUUUACAUGGUUCAUAUGUUCGAGACCGAUUGGCAAUAAUCCUAGCUAAACUAUCAACUCGAUUGAAUGCACAAACAAUCGAAAAUCGUUUGUUGCCUGUAUUCAAAAAUUUCAUCAAUGAUACCAAUUCUGACAUUCGUGCACUAGCUUGCCAAGAACUACCGAUUCUUGCCCGAUUAUUCGAAUCAAAUCAAAUGCUCAAUUUGAUAUUACCAUUAUUUGUAAUAUUAUCUAAGGAUGAUAAUAUAAAUGUACGACAGACAUGUUUCGAAUCGUUGCUUGAUCUAAGUAAUAGUUUGAAUGACUCGAGAUCUAUUGAACAAGUUAGUGACAUGAUAAUUGCACUUAUUAAAUUUGGUUUAUCAUCACGAACGUUGAAAUUUGUUUCAACAAUAGCGAUACGUCUGCACGAUUUAUGCCAUGCACUGACUAUUUUUCGUGUUGAUGAAUAUCAAUUUAUUCGUGAAACAUUUUUACGGUUAAGUCAAGAAAAACAAUAUUCAGAGUGCCGAUUAGCUUGUGCAAAACAUUUUUCGUCCGUUAUUGAUUAUCUCGGUCCAGAUGAAUUAACAAAUGGAUUCGAAGAAUUAUUUUUCGAGCUAUGUAAUGACAAUGAUACAAAAGUUUGCGCGACGAUGUUGUCAACAAUAAUUAAUCUUACGAAAUUGUGCGAUGAUAAUAAAGAAAAGAAAUAUAUGUCAACGAUAUGGAAUGGUUUUGCAUCAUUAUUAAGCAAUUCAAAUCUUAAUGUUAUGCUUUCGAUAGCAACCAAUUUAUUAAAUAUUUUUAUUGCAUAUUCAAGAAAUCAAGAGGAAGGUUUUGCGCACGGAUCAAUUUGUUCGACGCCAGUGAUAUCCGAUUCGGACAGAUUUAUAAAUCAACUAUUGGACUAUGAACGACAAAUAUUUGAAACAACGCUAUCAUGGCGUUCAUGUAUAUUAUGUUUGCAAGCGUUUGCUCAUUUACCAUAUUUAUUAUCAAGUGAACAAAUUCAAACAAAAAUUUUACCACGUGUUUUUCAACGUAUCUAUAGUAAACAAGUUUGUGUUCGUGAUACCGCUGUUGAUAUUUAUGUUCAAUUAUUAAGAAAAAUUCCUCGCCGAUCCAUACGAAGAACUGCAUUUCAAAAAUUAAAAACUGAAUUUCUAUUAAAUAAAUCUUAUCAAUGGCGUAUUAUGUAUAUAAAAGUGUGUCGACAAAUUCUUGUUCAUUAUUCCAAACGAUUUUUUAAAGAAAAUUUUCUUGAUACAAUUAUUUCUAUUGAAUAUGAUCCUGUUUUAAGUGUUCGAAUUCAAUUAGUUCCAUUGCUUGUUGAAAUAAAAUCAAUUCUUCGUUUACCAGCCGAUCUUCAAUCAAUAUCAAAAAUUGAAACAAUGAUGGAAUAUUUUCUUGCCGAUAAAACUUUAACAUUGCAUGAUCUGGCUAAUAAUGGUCUUUUACAAUUAGAUCAAAUACGUUCCUAUAACACAUUAUCGUUAUCGAACCAUUCAACAGAUGAUAAAAAUGAUCAGCAAAAAGAAAACGAAGAGUAUUUUCUUGAUGAAAUCGAUAUAUCAUCACGUCGUUCAUUGAAUAAAUCAAGUGAGCCAUAUUCAAUAUCGAAACGUCUUACAGAUACAUCAAUAUCAACUAAACAACAAACAUCAUUGCGAACUUCACAAUUGUUAAAAACUUCAGCAGAUAUUCAUCGGAGAAAAUCAUCACUACCUACAGAUGUACAUCAUCAAAGUAAAGAUAAUAAAGUAUCUGUAACAAAGCAACGCCGUGGACAAACAUUUACUGAUGCUACAACAUCAUCGCGAUUAAUACAUCAAACAUCAACCAAGAAAAAUUCGAAAUACUCAAUAAGCCGGCGUCAUUCGGACACGGACACAAUGAUGCAACCAAUUCUCCGCGUCCGAGCGAUAGAGCCAACUAGGCAACCAUUUAAUUUGAGUUUUGCUGAAAAUGAUGUACCACAAUUAUUCUGUCAAUUGGACGUGCUUCGUCGAUCAGAAGAAGAAUCGGAAUAUGCUUAUUGGAAAGAAAAAGCGCGAUGGGUACGUUUUGAAGAAAUAGCAGAAAAUGUUCUAGGCCGCUGGUCUAAACCUCAUGUAGCAACAUUAAUGCAAACUGCUUUAUUAGAUUUGAAAAAUUUAUUAUCUAACGGGGUUAUUCUUCUGAAUGCUCACGCAACAGAUUUAGGCAAUCUUUCACAAACGAUGGUCCAAGCACUUAUCGAUGCUAACUACAUUGAUGAUGUAGAUAAUGCUCAAAAACUUCUUCGAAUUCUUGGUCUACCACAUUUUCAUCAUCAUGAAAAACGUUCUGUUAUGAAAACUGCAAGUUCAGUUAGUUUAACUAAACAACAAGGCCUCCAUCCAAGUCCAAGUUUUGUGAUUAAUCAUUUAUCUAAAAGAGAAGAUGAAACUGAUAUGAUGCAAGAUAUGUCUGCACCACAUUUGAUUAGUAAACCAUCAAGUCAUGAUAUGGCAUUGGAUGAACUUGAUGAAACAAAUACUGCUGCAGUGACACCAUCAGCGAAGGAUUAUAAUACUAAAUUACAACGAAAAUUAAGUCGUAAAACUGAAGGUGCUUCAAUAUUGAUAUGUCCGGUGACAUUUGUUCGUCAAUCAACAGUUGUUGUUGUUCGUCUUGAAAAUGCUCUUGAACUAUUAGGAAUGCUUGAAAUAAAGUUGUAUUCGCGUUUCCUUGUUCUUUUAAUUGGACCAGAAGAAAAUGAAAAACAAUUGCUACAAGUGGGCCGAACAAUGGCAACUAUUCUAACUGAUGAUAUAUGUAGAGAAUUUGCUUAUACAUCCAAAGAUUCUGCUGGUAUCAUGAGUAUGAUGGAUAGAUUUAUGCAAGAUACAUAUGUUAUUCCACCAUCGGAAUGGGAUCCAACAAUUCGAAUUGAACCGCCAUCGAAAUAUAUGAGCAAGGAACAAAGGCAGCAAGCACCAGAAGAAAAAGCAGCAGAAACUGAGGAGAUUGAUUUAACUCCUCAUGCAGAUCCGAAUUUAAAAGCAUCAAAAAGGCCGUUUUAUGGUCUUUUCUGUGAUAUAAGGAAUAAAUUACCCUAUUAUGUAUCAGAUUUUACUGAUUGUGCUAGUUUAAAAUGUAUAGCUGCUACAAUUUAUUUGUAUCUUGUCUGUCUUUGUUCAGUUGUUGCUUUUGGUGGCAUGCUUGGAACUGCAACAAAUAAUUAUAUGGCAACUAUGGAGUGUAUUCUUUCCGCUUCCGUGAGUGGUAUUAUAUAUGCUUUAUUUUCCGGCCAACCGUUAAAUAUUUUGUCGGCAACUGGUCCUAUGUUAAUUCUUGAACGUAUAUUAAAAACAAUGUGCCAUGAUUAUGGUUUUGAUUUUCUUGAGUUUCGUUUAUGGAUUGGUAUUUGGGUUUGCGUAAUGUUAUCAGUAUUUGUGACAUUUAACUUGAGUUUUCUCGUUAAAUAUAUAACACGUUUUACUGAAGAUUGUUUUGCAUCAUUAGUUGCAUUAAUAUUCAUUUUUGAUGCAAUCCGUGAAAUAUUGCACAUUCGCGUAGUCUAUCCAAUCAAUUAUGCACCGAAAAUUCCGUUAAAUUAUUCAUGUUUUUGUAAGAUAGCUGGUAUUGGUGUUAGUCACAAUAAAACAGUACUGUCUUACAACAAUACAAUCAAUUAUCUAGUAAAUGCAGUAAAUUUAAAUGAAACAUCUAAAAUGGCAUGCAAAAAUCUAGGCGGUCGUGUUUUUGGUGCUGGCUGUACAACACCUGACUAUCAUCCUGAUAUAUUCUUUCUUUCCGUACUAUUAUUUGUCUUUACAUUUUUUAUUUGUAUGGGUUUACAAGAAUUUCGAACUAGCUCAUUCUUUCCAUCAAAGAUUCGAUCAACUCUUGGCGAUUUUUCUGUUUUAAUUGCAAUUGUAACAAUGUCGGCAUGGGAUGCAUAUUUACGUUUAGAUACACCGAAAUUACAAGUACCAAAAGAGUUUAAACCAACAUUACCAAAUCAACGUGGCUGGUUAGUACCAUUCUUUGGUAAAAAUUCCCUUUGGGCUAUACCAAUAGCAAUCAUUCCAGCUAUAAUAGCAACAAUACUCAUUUUUAUGGAUCAACAAAUUACAGCUGUAAUUAUCAAUAGAAAAGAAUUUAAAUUAAAAAAAAAACUUGGUUAUCAUCUUGAUUUAUUUGUUUUAUCUAUUUCAAUAUUAGUACAAUCACUGCUUGGUUUACCUUGGUUCGUAGCAGCCACUGUCUUAGCUUUAACACAUGUUAAUGCAUUAAAAAUUAUGAGUGAAAAUUCAGCACCGGGAGAAAAACCAAAAUUUGAAGGCAUUCUUGAACAACGUGUUAGUGCACUUUUAAUGUCUAUUUUAACUGGUCUCAGUGUAUUAUUUACCAAUGUUUUGGGCUUCAUUCCAAUGCCUGUUCUCUAUGCUGUUUUCAUGUUUAUGGGUGUUUCAGCUAUACGAAAUAUGCAAAUCUUUGAUCGAGUUCUAUUGAUACUCAUGCCACAGAAACAUCAACCUGAUCAUCCUUAUUUAAGACAUGUACGCAUAACCCGUGUUCAUUUAUUUACGAUUAUACAAAUAAUUUCACUUGCUGGUAUGUUCGCUAUAAAAAGUAUAAAAUCUAUAGCACUUGGUUUUCCAUUAUUGGUACUUGCAACAUGUUUCGUUCGGAAAUUAUUGGAUAAAAUGUUUACGCAAGAAGAACUUUUCUGGCUUGAUGAUAUAUUACCUGGCACUAAAAUUGGUCGUAUCCGUCGCAAAUCGAUUGUUCGAAAUGUUCAUAUGCCUAAACCGGGCGAUGAUGAUAAUAAGGAAACGAUAACACUGCCAAAAACCAAGUAUAAUACUGAAGUUAAACAAGAUGGAUCAGGAAAUAGUUUAAAAUGCAUUUCAGAGAUUAUAAAUAAUCCAUCAGCAAAACAAGAUUAUAUUAAUGAUGAUCAUAUGCCAAAUAAUGAUUCGGGUCAAUUGCAUACUCCACUAAUUGUUGUCACAGAAGCAUUGCCAUCAGAGGAAUCAGCAGCAGAAGAAGAAACCGUCAAAUCACAAGCAGCAAAUAAUAAAAAUAAUCAACCAAAAAGCUCUACACAUGCACCAUCGGUGACCUUUGUUGCUGGUCACCCUGAAGAUGAUUAA
Molecule: messenger RNA, 5628 nt
Organism: Rotaria socialis
Lineage: Eukaryota; Metazoa; Rotifera; Eurotatoria; Philodinida; Philodinidae
Source: the annotation of a GenBank genome assembly